Cyclocybe aegerita is the source of this 555-nucleotide messenger RNA. NCBI's taxonomy places the organism in Eukaryota, Fungi, Basidiomycota, Agaricomycetes, Agaricales, Hemipholiotaceae. The record is from the annotation of a GenBank genome assembly.
UGAUAUUUCUGACAACCCUUCUUCCACCGUUACUAUUCCUCUCCGGACAGGCGUUGGCCGCCGUGGUUCAGAACGGCACAGCGUGCACUGUCACUCCGUUAUCCCCAACACCGGUUCCUGUUGGAGGUCGCCCUCCGGACGAUACGCCUCAGUUCCUUGACGCAUUCAGACGUUGUGGGACUACCAGCUCGGGGGGCAGCAUUGCAUUCACCGAAGGCGACUUCUACCUCGGGCAAGUCAUGGAUGUCAUCAACCUUCAGAACGUCGACAUAUCGAUUUAUGGAAGACUCACCUGGAGCACCGAAAUCCAAUACUGGCUCUCACGUAGUAUCCCAGUCACCUACGCGCAGCGCUCGACAGCUUGGCGCUUGGGCGGCACCAAUAUCACAAUGCGUGGUCAUGGAAAGGGCCUCUUCUUCGGCAAUGGCCAACUCUGGUACGACCAGAAUCGCAACCAAGGGAACCAGAUGGGCCGCCCCAUCUCGCUGACUAUUUGGCGCGCGACGAACGUUUUUAUUGAUGGAAUCACGUGGAGGCAGCCACAGUUCUGGUAAG